This is a messenger RNA of Ornithorhynchus anatinus (platypus), 1368 nucleotides long. RefSeq names its product SAC3 domain containing 1 (gene SAC3D1). Gene Ontology annotation, biological process: centrosome duplication; spindle assembly. NCBI's taxonomy places the organism in Eukaryota, Metazoa, Chordata, Mammalia, Monotremata, Ornithorhynchidae. The coding region runs from base 17 to 1204 and encodes 395 amino acids. The record is from RefSeq and is a predicted model, not a curated record. Gene Ontology annotation, cellular component: spindle; nucleus; centrosome. The transcript is spliced from 2 exons.
CCCUCCUCCCUGCCCCAUGGACGCGCCCCUGGGCACGUGCCCGGACAUGUGCCCGGCGUCGGAGCGCGCCCGGCGGGAGCGGCAGGGCCGGCUGCACCCCUUGGAGGUCCUGCAGGAGGAGCGGCGGGAGCAAGAGCGGGAGCAAGAGCGGGAGCGGGACGGCCCGGACCCCCUCCCCGUCCCCGUCCCCGUCCCCCGGGCGCGGCCCCGCACGUCCCGGCUGCUGGCGGUGAAGGAGUACUGCCGUCCCGGCGCGGGCAGCGGCCGGCCCCCGCCCUGCCAGCUGCGGCCCCCGGCCGUGCUGCUCCGCACCGUGCGCCACCUGCUCCACCUGCUCGACCGGCCGGACCCCGGGCCCCGGGCCCCGGCGGCCGCCUUCGUCGGCGACCGGCUGCGGGCGGUGCGGCUGGACCUGGCCCUGCAGGGCGGGGCGGCGGCGGCGGGGCCGGCGGCGGCGGCGGCGGUGCUGGAGGCCUCGCUGUCCGCCCUGCUGUGCGCGGCCGCCCGGCUCCGCCCCGACCACCCCCGCCUGCUCCGGGACCAGCUGCACGAGAGCUUCGGCUCCCUGCGCCGCUGCUACGGGGACGGGCACGGGCACGGGGACGGGGACGGGGACGGGCCCGACCCCCACCCCCGGCAGCCCUCCUUCCAGGCCCUCUUCCUCCUCUACAACCUGGGUUCGCCGGAGGCCCGCCAGCAGGUCCUGCAGCUCCCGCAAUCCACGCGACGCCACCCCGCCGUCCGGCGGGCCCUGGCCGUCGACGCCGCCUUCUGCGAGGGCAACUCGGCCCGCCUGUUCCGCCUGCUCGGGGCCCUGCCCUUCCUGCCCAGCUGCGCCGUCCAGCGCCACGUGGGCCCCGCCCGGCGCCGGGCCCUGGCCCGCCUGGCCCGCGCCCUGGGCACCCCCCGCGGCCAGGCCUACCCCCUCGCCCGCCUCGCCCGCCUCCUGGCCCUGGACGGGCCGGAGGAGGGGCGGGAGCUCUGCCGGCUCCACGGCCUCCCCGUGGUGGACGGCCGGGACGGCGGGGAGGCCGUGGCCGUCUUCUCGCGGGGCGGCUUCACCGCCGACGGGCCCCCGCCCCCGGCUCCCUGCGCGCUCCUGGUGGGGAGCAAGCUGAGGGGGCGGACCCUGAGCCAGGUGGUCAUGGCCGAAGAACCCGACGAAGAGGAGGGAGAGGCCGAAGCGGCCCCCGCUCCCACGUGACCGCCCGGCGGGGAGAGAGAGAGAGAGAGAGAGAGAGAGAGGGACCUCGAGCUUUUCAGCUCUGUGCUGGCCCGCCUCCCCUCCCGGACUUCUGCCGUUUCUCCUCCUCCACCCGACUCCGCUUUGUGUCAUCAAUAAAGUCGUCGCGCUUUCGUACGGCCGGA